Molecule: messenger RNA, 1641 nt
Organism: Aspergillus thermomutatus
Lineage: Eukaryota; Fungi; Ascomycota; Eurotiomycetes; Eurotiales; Aspergillaceae
Product: flavin-containing monooxygenase
Exons: 3
Coding region: 1-1641 (546 amino acids)
Molecular function (GO): NADP binding; N,N-dimethylaniline monooxygenase activity; flavin adenine dinucleotide binding
Source: RefSeq, a predicted model, not a curated record
AUGGAUCAGUCCAAGGAAGUGAUUAUCAUUGGCGGAGGCAUUUCUGGCCUUGGAAUGGCCGUUCAGCUAAAGCGCAUGUUGGGACACGAUAACUUUACCAUUUACGAGAGAUCGGACAAUAUCGGAGGGACCUGGUGGCAUAACCGGUACCCUGCAUGCGCCUGCGACAUCCCCAGUCACUUCUACUCGUACAGUUUUGCUUUGAAGCCAGACUGGUCGACCACGUACCCGGGCCGCGACGAGUUACAUGACUACUUUCUGUCAGUGGCUGAAAAAUAUGACAUUAUCCCCCACUGCCGAUUCAACAAGACAUGCCUCGACUUGGUCUGGGACUCGGCGCGGUCCUUGUGGGUGUGCACGUUCCAAGACACGAUCAGCGGGGAGGUCGUUAAGCAUGUGGCUCCCGUGGUGAUCAGCGCUAUUGGGACCCUGGAUCGCCCGUUCAUCCCCAACAUUGAGGGCGCCGACACCUUCAAGGGGAAGAUCUUCCACAGCGCUCGCUGGGAUGACACCCUGGAGACUCAAGGGAAGAACAUUGUUGUUCUGGGGAACGGCGCAUCGGCCACUCAAUUCGUGCCGGAGCUGGUGAAGGAGGUCGGCCCCAAGGGGAGCGUCGCUCAGUUUGUUCGGAGCGCGCAUUGGUGGACAAAGCGGGGAAAUCCAAAAUACUCAGAAGCCUUCAAACUCGUCAUGAAGUACGUCCCGCUUGCAGCUCGGAUCUACCGGGUGCACCUGGCGUGGCAGUUGGAGAGCGUUUUCUAUUCCUUCUUCAUGACUGCCCGAGGCGCAGCUAUGCGCCAGAGGAUUCGCGAUGCCACGUACUCGUACAUUGAGAGCGAUGCCCCACCACAGUAUCGUGAUGUCCUUAAGCCGGACUAUGAGCCCGGGUGCAAACGUCGGGUGAAUACGGCCACGUAUCUGGCCUGCCCCCAUUCCCCCCAAAUGUUCUUGACCAAGGAUAGGGUUGUGAAGAUCGGUCCGGACCACGUCAUAACAGAUGCCGGUGAUCGGUAUCCUGCUGAUGCUAUCAUUUAUGCGACGGGGUUUCUGACUCAAAAGUGGCUCUAUCCUAUUGGUGUCCGAGGUGUUGAUGGUAAGGACUUGCACCAAGUUUGGGAUGCCUCCGGAGGCGCAGAGGCAUAUAAAGGCACUGUGGUCACCGGUUUCCCCAAUUUCUUCAUCCUCUAUGGUCCUAAUGCCGCCACUGGUCAGCAUUCUGUCAUCUUUCACUCGGAAUGCCAGAUCAACUAUACCUGUCGCUUGCUGCGGCCCGUGCUGAGUGGCAGGGCGGACUCGAUUAUGGUGAAGCCGGAGGCACAGGAACGGGACCUGAAGUGGGUGCAUGGAAAGCUCAAACGGCUGGUCUUCAACAGUGGCUGCCAGAGCUGGUGGAUGGAUCCGGUCACCAAAAAGAACACCUUCAUUUACCCGGAUCCCAUGUACAAGUACUGGUUGCGUACCAUCUUCCCUCGGUGGUCUGACUUUCAGGUCAAUCGAAGCCGAAAACCGCGCCGUUCUCUCAGCAAGGUUGCUGUCAGCAUCGCCUUGUCUAUGGGUGUGGCGACAUAUGCCGCCAUGUGGUUCACAGAAUCCGAAGAAAUUAUCACGCAGUUCUCCAGCUGGGUUUUGGGAUCUUGUUGA